Molecule: messenger RNA, 1935 nt
Organism: Aspergillus niger
Lineage: Eukaryota; Fungi; Ascomycota; Eurotiomycetes; Eurotiales; Aspergillaceae
Exons: 6
Coding region: 1-1935 (644 amino acids)
Molecular function (GO): protein binding
Source: RefSeq, a predicted model, not a curated record
AUGCUUGAACUUCCAAAGUCCGACCGCACAGUUCGGGUGCGAAUGGUCGACACCACCACUUUGAUGACCGUUGAUACAGGAUUCCUCAUACAACCAGUGCAGCCGGGCCAUGAGACACUGAACCUGACCGAUGUUGCCUUUCUUAUAGAGCAUGAGGAAUCAAACCAGAAGGUCAUGUUCGACCUCGGCACGCGAAAAGACUACUGGAAUCUCCCUCCAGCAGUGCGCCAGCCUUUUGAUCAAGCCAUGAAGUCGGCGAGAGUAGACAAGGACGUCACUGAGAUCCUUUGUGAGAAGGGAAUUGAAUUGCGAGACAUUGGAAACGUCGCUCUGUUUCCCAUAAGCACGUCGUUGGUUGUAGGCCCAGGGUUCAAAUCCCAUCCUCAUCUAAUGCCUGGCUUCCCGGACGAUGCCGAGUCUCCAGUGUCAGCGGAUGCCUUCGUGGGGAGGGACGUGGUUGAGCCUGACUUCGCAGACGGUUUAACGAUCGGAGGGUUUCGUGCGCAAGAUUUCUUUGGAGACGGUUCGUUCUAUUUGCUAGACACGCCUGGACACUGCGUCGGCCAUUUAUGUGGUCUUGCCCGGACAACGGCUGACACCUUCGUUUUUCUUGGUGGUGACAUCUGCCACUUUUCGGGAGUCAUAAGGCCGAACGCCAGGCUUCCAUUCCCAGAAACCAUCCCAUCAGGGGUCUUGGACAAAGAUCCGUUCUUUCCAAGUCCAUGUCCAUGCAGCAUUUUCACCAACAGCCACCCGAUAGCAAAGGUUGACCCAAGACAAGAACCCUUCUAUGAGGUUUCGGGUUACGAAGGAAGUGCUUUCUUUGACCCAGCGCUUGCGCAGAAAUCUGUCACUAAACUUAUGGACUUUGAGGCAUCUGACAAUGUUCUGAUAUGUAUAGCCCACGACACUGAUCUGCUACUGCAUCUUCCCACAUUAAAUGACUCGCCUUCCUCCGACCUUAAUUCAUGGAAAGAGAAAGGCUGGAAGGAGAGGCUGCGCUGGGGAUGGGUGAAUGAGCUGCCACGUGCUGGUCGUCCUGGCAGGAAGCCACUCGUUGAAGGCUAUUGGCGUGAUGGCAUAUUUAUGAAGUUUGCACUACCCAGAACCACAAACCAGCCACAUGGCGAACGCAUAGUACAUUUCGCUAAAAUCAUUCCUUUUCCUACUUCAUCCUCAGUUCCUUCACGUUUAUCUCUCACCUAUCGCUCAAACAGCUUUCAUCAUACCUGUCAGUCGUUCAUACUUGGCUUCGCUUGUAUCAGGAUCUACCUCAACAUCACUACAACUAUGUCGUCGAGAAGUGCCCUUCCGCCAUUCAUCCACGAUCUCAUGAGCUCUGAGCAAUACAGUGACCUCAAGAUUCAGUGUGGAGGAGAAGAGCUCCAAGUUCACCGAGCUAUCGUCUGCCCCCAAUCAGAGAUAUUAUCCGAUAAGUGCAAAGAUCUGUCUGAGGAUGCUCCGGACGCAGUAGUCCAGGUCGAAGGACAUGAUGUGGCGGCGGUUAGGUUCAUGAUCGACUUUCUCUACUCCGGAGACUACGCGAUUCCUGAUCAAGCGAAGGCCAUCAGUGAACAUAUUGAGGACUUCUGUCAGGAAGAUGUAUUGAAGACGUUCAUCCAAGAUGAACUCAGCAGGCGCGUAAUUACGGCUAUGAAGGGGAGAUAUGAGUGGAUCCAUCCACAGUUGAUGGUUACUCAAGAGUGUCUCGCGUCUGCAGACGAAAAAGUCGCCAAGCUGGAGGCUGAGAUCGAAAGACUACAGAGAAAGGUCAGCAGGAUAGAGGCUGGUAUAGAACAAGGGCACAACCUGCUUCACAACACACCCAAUUGCCGUCACUGUGGAAAGAUGUUCCUGGCCAAGCUUGAAUGCAGAGGUGCCAUGGAGAAUGGUUAUGUACUUCGUUGUGCACAAUGUCGGACCAAGCACAAAUAG